UUUAGUUUUAUGACCACUCACAUUUUGUUACCUAAAUUACUGAGAUACAAAUAUUAUAAACAGAUUGAUGCUACUUUGAAAAAUUGUCAGUAAUAACACAAAGCAACCACACAGUAUUUACGAUUUCGUUGUAAUUUGAAGACAUUCAAUUUUUUGGCUUAUUUAGUCUUAGCUGGAUUACAUUCUUGUCUUUUGUCACAUAUAAAUGCAGAGUUAUGGGAUUUUUACUCCUCUAGAAACACCUUGCUUAAUGCAUUUAUUAUAAAUGCUAUAAUGGACGACAUGAGUAAACAAUCUGAUUUCAAGCUAUCGGUUCAGGGGAGUAGUAUCAGGAAUUAUGGCUCUCAGCCCAGGUAUAUGUUGUCCGUUAAUCGCCUCCCCAAACAUACUGAUUCUCCUCCUCCUUACUAUAGAUCAGCCAUUAGCUUGGGACCUAAAUCAGGUUCCACAUUAUGGAAUAGCACCACAUCAAGUCUCGGUGGCAAUGUAAAUGACAGAUCAAGUGACUUGAAUGGUCGCUUUUCAAAACUUGAUCUAAAUGAAAGCACUAAUUCAAGUAAAAAGUUGUGCAACGGUUAUCACACUGAUUAUUGCUCGACCAAAAAUCUCCAGUCUAUAGAUCGACGGGAAUUCUCGGAAAUCAAUAACACUUAUAGCAGCAGGAAUUCUGUACGUUGUUUGGACUCUCCAGUAGCUAAUCCUCCUCGUGCACCAAUCAGUCUUCCAGUAAACUCUCAUCACUCAUAUCACAGAGGUGGACUUGUGGGCCUUAACAAUCUUGGAAACACUUGUUUUAUGAAUUCGAUUCUUCAAUGUUUAAGUAAUACAGCUCCGCUUACCGAGUAUUGCUUGGAAGAUCGAUUUCUCAAAGACAUCAAUAAAUCAAGUUCCAUGAAUGGGAUGUUAUUUCAUUCAUAUGCUGAUUUAAUGAAAGAAAUUUGGGAUCCUGAUUUGGCUAAUUCUUCCACCAGUCCAAGUCGAUUUAAAAGUCAAAUUCAACGAUUCGCUCCUCGCUUUAUGGGAUAUUCUCAACAGGAUUCACAAGAAUUCUUACGAUAUGUAUUGGAAGGUCUUCAUAUGGAAGUUAAUCGUGUUCAAAAGCGUCCAAAUCCCAUUAAGCCAAAUUAUGAAGCGGAAGAUUGUCUCCCAGACAAUGAAAAGGCUAAUUUAUAUUGGAAACGAUAUUUAUCUAUGGACAAUAGCGAAAUCGUAGAUCUAUUUGUUGGACAAUUAAUGAGUACACUUGAAUGUGGUGAAUGUUCAUUCAAAUCAACUACAUUUGAUCCAUUUUGGGAUUUAAGUUUACCAAUACCGAAAAAAUCAAACGUCAGCAUAUUGGAUUGUUUAAAUUUAUUCACAUCUAAAGAAGAACUAGAUGGUAAUGAAAGACCCAUUUGUAGUCGAUGUAAAACUCGAAGAAGAUGUACCAAAAGUUUUUCCAUUCAGAAAUUCCCACAAAUUCUUGUACUUCAUUUGAAACGUUUCUCUGGUGAACGUUUUCGUUCGAAAAUGUCGGUUAUGGUUGAUUAUCCUUUAAGAAAUUUAGAUCUCAUUGGAUUUUCUACUUCAAGUUGCACUCAGAAAUCAGCCCAAUAUAAAUUAUACGCAGUUUCAAAUCACAGUGGAAGUGUUUAUACCGGACACUACACUGCAUCUUGUUUAAAUCCUUAUACAGGUGAUUGGCACUCAUUUAAUGACAGUCAUGUACAUGCAAUCUCAGAGAACUCAGUUGUUUCUGCUGAAGGUUAUGUACUUUUCUAUACACUUAUUCAAUGAAUUAUUUAUUCACUAAAUUGGUUUUCUUUCUUUCUUUCUUUUUUCUCUUUUUUGUUUGUUCUUUAUUUUUUAUUCAUUUUUGGUUUGUGUAUGAUGAAGUUUUCAAAUUGAAGAAUUUUUAUUUCAACUAAUAGUAAUAAAACUUAUUUCAUAUAUAGAGAUAUACACUUGAAUGUAGAUUGUAUUAUAGUGCCUAAUGUAAUUGUUUUCAAGUUUUCAAUUGAUCUCUUAUUACAUAUAGACAUUUAGUGAUUAGUAUUAUUAUUAUUAUUAUCUUAAUGUGGUUAUGUUCUGAUUGUUAUUGUGCAUAAUAAGACUCAAUUUAAUAUGAAUAUUUGAGUUCACUAUUGUUUGGGCUUUCAUGAAUGGAAAACAGCUAUACAUAUAUAUAUCUAUGUAUAAAGAGAGAAUGAAUCAAAUGAAGCAAUGAUUAAUGAUAUGUAAUUGUAAACUAAUUAAAUUAAUUGGGACCUUAGUAGUAUAUAUAUAACUUCCUCUUUCUAAGUGAUUAACAUACCAGUAUAUUGUAAAUUGUUGUGUAUUAUUGUUCCUAUUUAAGCAUCCAUGGACCAUAUACAAUACUGAUAUAUGUAUAUAUAUAUCAUUGUACUUUCUUUUUAAUAUAAUGUGAUUCACUACUACUCUAUUGCUACUCUACACUUACUAACACUAAUAAAACUGCUUAAUUUUUCGAAUUAAGGCUGUGAUGUUUAUUAUAUUUUCAUUGUAAAAAAAGAAAAGAAAAGAAAAGAACAAUCUAUAUCACCUUUUUAUUACUAUAUAGAUUAGAUUACAACUAACAAUUGUAUUCUAUAAGAAUACUAUAUGACAAACAAACAGAUAAAGAUCAUAUUUACCUUUACCUUUAAACAAGAGAGAUAUUCAUAUUUCUUUUUAAGGAUUCGCGUAAAAACUGCUUCUGUAUUAUUAUUAUUAUUAUUAUUAUUAUUAUUAUUAUUAUUAUUAGUUUAUUGAUUUAAUAAACAAUAAUAAUAACGGUAAUAGCUCAAUUCUUGAAUGAAUUUACUUCUCCUUUUCACACUGUAUGUCUUCAACAUUCAAUUGAUUGUACCAUCUAUUCUUGUUCAGAGAAAAGAUAGUGCAUGGAAUUACAGUAUUACACAAUAAAACAUUACAGAUUUUCAAGUGUAUACAUUCAUCAGUAUAUAUAUAUAUAUGUAAUAAAUAAAUGUAAUUUCUUAUUACUUAUAUAUUUUCAAGUGAAUAAAUGAUUUAUUUUGUUCAUAAAUUCAUCAAUUGUUAUAUCUUCUGCAUUGUGUCCCUAAUCAUGUAUAACGUGAUGAUACCGCCGCCAAUUAGAGAACAAUGAUUUAUCGAUCGGACCAAUGACGCGUAAAACCUUUACGAACAGUCUAGAGUCCUUAUCAGGACUGUUUCCUGCUUAGCUUUGCCUGUUAAGUCCAGAACACUAAUCUCAGCCUCCACCAUAUCAAUCAUGUAUUUCAAACAUACUGGGUUUAUAUACAAAACCAAACAGACUACAUCUUACCAUAAAAUAGAAAAUAACAUUUGUACAAGAUUUAGCCAAAUGUGAUCGUGAAUGAGGGAGAUAGUAAUUGAUAGACAGAGCAUAAUUCAAGAAUGGUAUAAUAAUAGUUCUGAAGUCAAAAUAAGGCUCACAAUAAGAGGAACACGAAUAUGAAUAGUUUAGUUACAUAACAAUUAUACGAUAAAAAUAUACGUAUAGUAUUGGUCCAUAAAUGGAUCCCAAAAGUUACUAUUAAUUAUUCUCAUCGGGAUAUAACAUUACUUAUUUGUUAUUUUAUCAUUGUAAAGAAGUUCUUGUUACAGAUAAUGUUAUUAUGAAGUUGUGUGAUCAACGAAACUAAUUGUAAUCUACUAGUAUUUGACCACAGACGCCUUAAAAAUAUUGCUGGCGUCUUCUGGGAUCACCGGGUAAUUAAUAGUGAGGUUAGACGCAGAGUAUUAGGGAGUGAUGGUAAAUCAGUUGAUGAGGUUGUGAAUCUUCAUCGACUGAGAUGGUUGGGUCACGUGUUACGUAUGCCUGGACACCGAUUACUACGGCGUGCAAUGCUAUCCGGUGUUGGAGAUGGUUGGAAGAAAGUUAGGGGCGGCCAAACCAAGACGUGACAUCAGUGCUUAAAGUCACCAACUUCUGCUUCGUGCCAGAAUCGAUCACAAUGGCGUCGGUGUAUACACUCUCUGUCUUCCCUUAAACCGUGAGAUUAAAAUCACCAUAUCUUUCUUUCUACGAACUAAUUCUUUCUUCGUGUACUAUAUCCUUAUUGCAAUCUUUCUUUCAUACAUUACCACUUCUGAAUUAACUACUUUUAUGAAUCCGGUGUUCAUCUUGUUGUGUUAAUGAGGUAUGGCAACUUGGACCGAUGCAUAUAUGUGCCUAGUCCUACGUUGUAGCUGACUAACUGAUUGUAAAUAUAUGUUGAUUCUAAUACUUCAGUACUGGAAAUAGAUUAUAAUUAUGUGAACUCUUUAGAUACGUGUUGAUAUUCUUAUCAAGAAUCGAAUCCGUUACUAAUAGAUUCAGAUGACGCGUACUAUAGAUUAACGCAAUGAGUUAUGAUUGUCAGAUUAUAUAUAUAUACUUGUAAGGGGUCAUGUUUUCCCUUUGUUAAUAUUCACAAAUGUAUUUUACCUCUGUUUGCCCACCUUCACCAAUUGAUAGUGCAGUGCUAGCGCUAACGUGAGUUCAGAUUAUUUAGAUUUUUCGUCAAGAGAAAUCACUUUUAUGUAAUAGGGAUAACAGUGGUAACAUUUUUCUAUUUCAUAUUUCCAUAAUGACUUUUACAGUUGUCUGAUUGGUUAUUGUCACUUUUAGCUUGUAAUUUUUGUUACGUCUCAACGUCUACGCCAUUUUAUAAAACGUACGAAGUUUUUACAUUUUCAUUUCGAAUUUGUUAAGUAUCAAGUCCUUUUUGUUUAAGUCUUCCUGUCUUCUUCUUGGGUUAUGGGUAAUUGUCAUCUGCUCACUAGUAACUGAAUUCAAGAGAUACUCCUGGAGUUCUAGUGAGAAGCCGUUACCAGUGCAGUUCAACCAGGUCUGUUGUGAGAUAGUAACUCACUGAAGACAAUAGUGUACAGUGGCGCAACUUCGUGGAUUGGUUGAAAUUAGAUAUUAACACCACUAGAUGCUGGCCCAGUGGUCUAGUUGGUUAAGCGGCUGGCGCGAGACUGAUAGGUCGUAGGUUCGAAUCCCGCGGGGUCGUGGGUGCGCGCUGCUGAGGAGUCCCGUACUUGGACGAAACGGCCGUCCAGUGCUCCCAGGUUUUCCAUGGUGGUCUAGCUUCGAUUGACUGAUGAUUUCAACUAUUGAAAUUUCUAGAAUCCCCACAAAACCCCUUCUGAUAAAAAUGGUAAACGUUCGCAUCUGUUACGACAUAUAUACCUCGAAAUUUUGUUAUCUGCAAAUUGGAAAGGUCAUUUAAUGAAAGUCAGAAUGAUUUGGAGUAAAUUGUUCAGUCACAAUCAGUAGAAUAGUCAUUUAGCAAAAAUGAAAAUGCCAAAAUUUGUGUGAAUAAAAUGUAUAGUAGGAGAAUUUCAUCUUGUCAAUUGAGAUAAUAAUGAUAAUAGUAAUAGUAAUAACAUUGUUGUGUGAAUAUAAUAUGUAAUAAGAGGGGUGUUAUCAAGGUAAUUACGAUAAACGAAUUAGGAAUGAUGGAUGUGAAGUUUAAGAUGGAGGUAAUCAAAAUAUCAUAACAAUGAGGAAAAAAGGAAGUGGGUAAGAGGUUUAUAAUAUUCGGUUUAGAUAUCCAGUGAUCCAGUCUUAGGCCAAGGUAAACAUAGAGGCUGGAUAUACCUUUUCUGGAUACAUAAGUUUGGCUUUCUAUAGUUGAUUCAGAUGGCUUCAGCUAUGUAGAGUAACCGUAAUCUAGCUUCUUGAGGUAGAUAUUUUGGAACUUGAUAUAAAAUAGUGAAAGCUUCCUCUAUUUUGAUAUUAUAUUCACUAUCUACCAAGUUAGAAAGGAUAGUGCUAUUAAUCGAUUUAGUGAUUCCUUUUCCCAACCAUGCUGGUACAUGUUCACGAACACUCAAGAAUAAAGCCUUCUUUGUAAAAUAUCAUAAUUAUGAACUUAUAACUGUAGAGCUUGAUGAUGAAGUUAUUGUAAACAAUUGUUCGCUCAAAUAUUCUUCAUUUUUGAAUAUUCUAUGAGGAUUUUUAAGCUGCUAUAAAGAAGUGAAUAGGAAUUAACAGAGGGGAUUAUCAAAACGUUACAAUUUUCCGUGUAGUAAUAGUAAUAACAAUAAUAAGUAACCUUUUUAACUGAAAUUCCAUUGUCUUUGUAUACUCGAUAAAUUAUUCUUACGAAACUAGUUUUUUUUCUAGUUUGUUGAAAUGAACCAUAAUGUGUCUCACUUACAUACACCUGUUACUCCUCAUGAAGGAGCAUAGGCAGCCCACCAGCACUCUCCAUCUAACUUUGUCCUGGGCAAUCCUUUCCAGUUCAUCCUAGUUGUUAUUCAUCCUUUGUUUGUAAGUGUUUAUAAUUAAAAUAUUCAUUGCUGCUUACGAAAUAGAUGCAAAAACUAUCUGACUAUUUAUCUAUAUCAUACUAAAAAAAGAGAUUUAUAUGAAUUGGUAAUUCACUUAGAGUAUUUGAAAUGGAUUUUUUGUUUUACACUGUAUCUACUGAUGACAGUUACAUUAGUGUAGAUUUCACAACUUACAAUAAUGUCACAGUUGUUAACAUUGUAGAUGAUAGUUGUUUUGUGAGGGUUAUUUUGGUACAAAAACAAAAUAAAUUUUGUAACAAUUGUUCAACUUAACAACAAUUUGAAAGUCUUAACAUUUGGUUACUAGUAGUCAUCAAAGUUUUUUUUCUCAAUCAUUUUAUUUAUAGAAUAAUCAUUAGGUAGAAAACAUAAACCUUGCACUAUAUUGUAAAAGGACACUUGAGUAAACUAUCAAUGGAUGGAAGAACAUACUCAAAAUAUAUGUAAUGUUUACAUUGUGUGUUUCUAUUAAUAGGAGCGUUAUGUUAAGAGAAAAUUUGGUUAAGUAAUAUUACUCAAAGAGUAAUUAAAGAAAUUACAAUUUGUUGACAAGUUUUUUAUAAGCAUAACAUUGGGAUAUGACUGCAAAGCAUUUUAGAAUCGUUCUGAUUGACCUAUACAAUUAAUCGAGAUUGUUCAAAUAUAAAUGAAGUUUCAAUAUACUGGUAAGGUAUUAACUAUGGGGAUUAAUGAGGUUACAUGAAUGGGCUGUUUGAGUGUACUCAGGCAGUUAGUAUCAACGUAGAACUUUGUGCGUAUGUACAUCAGUUCGAGUUGCCACACCACAUUAGCACAGAGAUGUAGUGGUCGAUUCAAAUCCCGUAGUGGUAGAGGCGGUAAGAGUAUAAGCAGUAAUCGGGAAGACUAGUGUUUGAAGAUGUUAUUCAAGGAGUAUAAUCCAGUGAAAUAAAUUUGGAAAGAGAAAAAAAGGAGACAAGGAAGAUUCAGGAGAUUAGAAUUUGGGAGAACACAAGAAGUGAAUGUACCUGCGCCAUUGCAAACGAUUUUGAGCCAUCUCAUUCAAGGUCUCUAACCAUCGGUUGCUAUCAUCUCGCGGUUCCUAACCAGGUAGUCUACACAUACCAAUAUGGCUCAGUCCACUUGUUAGUGACUUCAUGGAUUUGUGCCAUAUUUUGGUCUGGCCGCCCCUAGCUUUCUUUCAACCUACUCCUACACCAUAAAACAUCGCACGUCGGUGCAAUCGGUGUUUGGGCAUACAUAACACGUAUCCCAGCCAUCUCAACUGAUGAAGUUUCACUACUUCAUCAAUUGAUUUUCCAUCCUUUUAUUUAUUUAUUUGAACACUUCCUUACCUAGUAUCCGUUUUCUAACAACUGCAUUAGUUACUCGGUGGUCCCAGGGUAUACGAGCAAUGCUUCGAAGACACCUAUGAUCGAAUACUAGUAACCUACGAAUGUCUUCUACUCUUACUGGCCAUGUUUCACUGCCAUAAAGUAGUUUGAGUGUACUAGUUAAAGUUAUAGAAAGAAAUUAAAGGCUUUUCGAUGUAAUCUUUUAAAAUAGUAUUGAAAACGUUAUGAAACACUAUAUGCAUUUAGACUAUAGUAAAUAAUAAAAUUUAAUUGUAUUUAUGAAACCGCUGUUAUUAAUUAGAAAAUAAAUAAUUCCUUAGUCUGUUACAUGUGAUAAAUCAGCAUCAUUUAGUGCUACAUUUCAAGAAGUUUAGUAACCCAGAAUUCAGAGAUCAAAAGAAGGUUUUGAUUAAUUUUAUAGAAAUCAUUAAAAAUAGAUCAUCUAGUACACGUUUAUACUUCGAUUUACUUCAUGACAAAAUAAAGUUCGUAAAUAGUACUCAUUAAGAAUUGACCUUGGUUGCCGUGCGAUUGUAAACUAGGGAGAACACGAUAGCUGUUUCAGCCCAUUAUAGGUUUCUUUAAUAAUUUACAAUGGUAUGUCGACUAAAGUUAUUCUGUUAGAAGUGCAAUCUAUA
Messenger RNA from Schistosoma haematobium, 8218 nucleotides. Its product is annotated as Ubiquitin carboxyl-terminal hydrolase 21, variant 2. NCBI's taxonomy places the organism in Eukaryota, Metazoa, Platyhelminthes, Trematoda, Strigeidida, Schistosomatidae. Gene Ontology annotation, molecular function: cysteine-type deubiquitinase activity. Gene Ontology annotation, biological process: protein deubiquitination. The record is from RefSeq and is a predicted model, not a curated record. Gene Ontology annotation, cellular component: cytoplasm. Bases 274 to 1776 code for a protein of 500 amino acids. The transcript has 13 exons.